Messenger RNA from Arabidopsis arenosa, 1101 nucleotides. The record is from the annotation of a GenBank genome assembly. NCBI's taxonomy places the organism in Eukaryota, Viridiplantae, Streptophyta, Magnoliopsida, Brassicales, Brassicaceae.
GCUUUCCACAAAAAUUUAAUCUAAUUAAGUACUACGGAGCAACAAUGGAGUUUUUCGACGAAGACAGGCCUAGGUUCGUCUUCCAAUCUCGUCCUUCUUCUUCUCACACGACGGAGGAGGAAGAAGAAGCUAAAAUCCCUAACAAGAUCUUCAUUUCAAUCUCCGUCUCAUUCUCCCUCAUCAUAUUAUCUCUCUCCUUCUUCUACUUCGAAUCUGAACCUGCUAAAUCGCUUCUCUUAUGGCUUUCCCUCUCCUUCCUCGUCGGUCCUUUCGCUCCUAGUUCGCUCACCGGAGGUAAGAUUCGCGUCGGUUAUGGUCAGAUCUUGGAGCCAGAGCAGAUUCACGAUGAGUCAUCGACGGAUAACGAGCGUGAAUCGAGGAGGAAAUCGGUGAAUAAACGAUCUAAAGGGACGACGAAGAACGAUACUCCGCCGGAGAAUGCUUCUUCGGUGACGGAAGUUUCGAGAAAAGUGGUGAUUCCAAAGUCUAAGGAGAGUGGAUCUGUAAAUGAAACCAAAGAUUGGAGUGUUGAAGAAAUCGAGAUUUUGAAGAAGCAGUUGAUUAAACAUCCAGCUGGUAAGCCUGGGAGAUGGGAAACGGUGGCGUCAGUGUUCGGAGGAAGAUACAAGACAGAGAAUGUGAUUAAGAAGGCGAAAGAGAUUGGUGAGAAGAAAAUCUAUGAGAGUGAUGAUUACGCACAGUUUUUGAAGAAUAGGAAAGCUUCGGAUCCUAGAUUGGUUGAUGAAAACGCUGAGAAUUCUGAAGCUGGUGGAGAUGAUGAAGGUAAUAAGGAGAUUUGGAGUAAUGGAGAAGACAUUGCAUUGCUCAAUGCUUUAAAAGCUUUUCCUAAGGAAGCAGCUAUGAGAUGGGAGAAGAUUGCAGCUGCUGUACCUGGGAAGUCGAAGGCAGCUUGUAUGAAGAGAGUUACUGAGCUUAAAAAAGGGUUUCGGAGCUCGAAAACUCCAGCCACUUAGCUAGAGAGGAUCCAGUGAGGACAUCUGUUCGAAGUAGGGCAAAUACCAGGAGAGGGAGAACAAUUUUGUGGUUGCUGCUUGAGAUUAUUGCUACAAGGCCCAAAAGUAAUGAAGAGAGUUAUGCAGG